AUGGUUAAAGCCAUCUCUCGGCUUCCCGAGUCUAUGUUUAUAUCCGGUGUUGGUGUUGUACGAGAUAAAAAUACGCUAGGAGGAACCUUCGGUGAUAUCUACCGGAGCACCUACGAAGGUAAACCUGUGGCCUUGAAGCGACUGCGUAUUUUCCGGAACUGCGAAAGAGCGAAAAUAUAUCGGAAAUUUUGUAAAGAAGCACUGGUUUGGCAACAGCUUUCGUUCAAAUAUGUGCUUCCCUUCCUUGGCAUCGACGCGGAAAACUUCCCGAGGCAACCGUGCAUGGUAUCGCCUUGGAUGUCGAACGGGACGGCCCCACAGUUUCUCAAGCAGAAUCCCAACGCUAAUAUCGAUAAGUUGCUCUUUGAGAUCGCCCAAGGUAUCGAAUACCUUCACUCUCAGUCAGUCGUUCAUGGAGAUAUCAAGGGCGGCAAUAUACUAAUCGAUGAACAUUGGCAUCCUAGGCUCGCCGAUUUUGGACUGACAGUUUUCGCUGACGCUACGAGACAAUUCACAACCGAUCAAGGAGGUACUCUGCGCUGGAUGGCUCCAGAAUUGUUGCUCCCCUCAGGAAACUUCAAACGAACGUUUUCCAGCGACGUUUAUGCAUACGGCUGCGUUUGCGUAGAGCUUUACUCGGGCCGGGUUCCCUUUCCUGAUGUUAAACAUGAAGUCCGCAUCAUAGAAAUGGUCCUGAGUGGAGAGCUCCCACCUCGACCAGCUUCCAUGAAAGAGGAUCUGUGGCAGCUCGUUUGUGUCUGCUGUGAGAAUGGGGCUGACACGCGGCCCGGGGCAUCAGAGAUCGUUGAAAUGCUCAGAACAUUCUUGCGGGAAUCAGCGACAGAGCCAGGCCUCAUGAAAGGGUACAUCCUUUCUAAGCUGAAGUCAAGCUCUUCGUCUCUGACACGGGAAAAGUUCACGUUUAACCUCGCUGGGCCGUCUUCGGAUGGCAGCAGCAGUCCGGGAGGGAUGAAGCCAUUACCGCUUCGUUCUGGGACGCUGCUUAGCCAGGCUAUCGAAGAAGAUGCUACCCAUCGAGAACUAUCAUCGAUGACUGAGCUAUUCAAAGAAGAGGACGACUACAGACUGCGGCUGCUGCAGAUACGGGUACACGCUGAUCCGAUGCGGUCAUAUCAUAAACUCGUCCGGGUUGAGCGAGGGUAA
Messenger RNA from Desarmillaria tabescens, 1164 nucleotides. Its product is annotated as kinase-like protein. The coding region runs from base 1 to 1164 and encodes 387 amino acids. Lineage: Eukaryota; Fungi; Basidiomycota; Agaricomycetes; Agaricales; Physalacriaceae. The record is from RefSeq and is a predicted model, not a curated record. Gene Ontology annotation, biological process: protein phosphorylation. The transcript has 5 exons. Gene Ontology annotation, molecular function: protein serine/threonine kinase activity; ATP binding.